AUGUAUUCUAAUGACCAGCUGUAUGCAGUUGUAGUAAGAGCAUGCGCAGUGCGGGAAAGGAACACGGCGAAGAUUCAAAGUUUUUGUUCGGAUUAACCCUAACACCGACCAAGAAAUAGACUAUGUUUGGCUUUCACAAGUCAAAGAUCUACAGGAGUAACGAAGGCUGUUGCAUCUGCAAGACCAAGUCCUCCAGUUCUCGAUUCACAGACAGCAGUCGAUAUGAGGAGACAUUCAGGCUGUGUUUUGGGCUCUCUGAGGAUCGUGUUGGAGACAUCUGCAACGCCUGCGUCUUACUGGUGAAAAGGUGGAAAAAGCUGCCUCUUGGCUCCAAGAAAAAUUGGAACCAUGUGGUGGAUGCAAGAGCAGGUCCAGGCUUUAAGGUGACAAAACCCAAGAAGAUAAAAAAUGGAGAUGGGAAGAAGAAAAGCAAGCUAAAGAAGCUGCACAAGUUCAAGAGACAGAACUCUGAUGCCCACAGCACGACCUCCAGCGUGUCUCCUGCCCAGUCUCCCAGUUACAGCAACCAGUCAGAUGAUGGGUCAGACAUAGAGUCCAAGCAAAGACGCUCAGCUCCCUCUAUCUUCUCCUUCUUGGACCGUUCCUACUGGAAAAGACAAAAGGUGUGCUGUGGGAUUGUCUACAAGGGUCGGUUUGGAGAGGUGAUUAUUGAUCCCCGGCUUUUCAAGCCCUGCUGCAGUUCCAAAAAACAGAAGACACUGACAUCGCCCACGCAAGUGGCCACACACUUGCCGGACACACAACACCCAGAAGACAUAAAAGAAACCUGGUGAAUGCUGUUGUUGUUGUUGUUGAAUUUCCCUGUUCGGGUUAUCCAUGGCAUCCACCUGGAUUUGUCUCCAGUGGUAGACCCUCUCAUUUAUGCUCCUCCUCUUUCCUAUAGGCGGUUAGGUAGACCUUUUUUCCUUUGUAAUAUUCCUUUUUAUAUAGGUAUUUUUUUUUUUAAUUUUUUGUAAAGAAUUGAUUUUUCUUUCUUUCCUUCCUUUUUAUGUUUUUUAUAGAAAGCACAAAUGGAAAAAAAACCUUAUGGGCAUUAGUGUUAUUUAUAGGAUGAGGAGACAAAUUUUGCUAAGGCUCUGCUUUUGACUCUGGAUUAUAAUUUUUGUUUUUAUGACAUGAUCAUCCUUCUGUAAAUAUUUUGUCACCUUUUUUAUACAUAUCAGGAUUGUUUUGUUUUUCAUUAGUUGUUAAAUUGUAAGUGUAAAUGAAAGACACCAGCUUUUUUGUGAGUGGAGUGGCUCUUCAACAUUUUGCUAUGUUUUGUCUAUUAGUGCAAAUGAGUAUUUGAAUUUUCAUUUUAUUUUUUAUUUUUAAUACAAAAAUGGCUUUUUCCUAACACCGGGGAUCACUAGUAUAACUGUUCUUUAUCGAUUUAAUGAUCUUUUAAUAUGUGUAUAUAGAUGAGAACACGUAAUCUUUGGACAUGUAUACAGCUUUAGCAUGCCACAAGUUUGAAACACUCCAUUUUAAAUUUGUUCAGCAGUGUGUGCACAUUAACUGAUAGAUGUGGUUCGACCAUGCAUGCAGUACAUCCCUGUUUGUUGUGUUUUGGGUUUUUUUGUUUUUUAGUGGAUUUUGUAAAUACAAUAAUUUGCCUGUUGGAACGUCUAAACUUUUUUUUUUUUUUAAACAAUAACAGGAAUAGAAAACCACUACGUCUGU
Pelmatolapia mariae (spotted tilapia) is the source of this 1683-nucleotide messenger RNA. RefSeq names its product SIN3-HDAC complex associated factor, like (gene sinhcafl). Gene Ontology annotation, cellular component: Sin3-type complex. Gene Ontology annotation, biological process: negative regulation of cell migration. The record is from RefSeq and is a predicted model, not a curated record. NCBI's taxonomy places the organism in Eukaryota, Metazoa, Chordata, Actinopteri, Cichliformes, Cichlidae. Bases 123 to 794 code for a protein of 223 amino acids. The transcript has 6 exons.